GGCGCCCAGAGCGAGGCUAGGGUAGAGAGGCCGACUGAGCUGGAGUCGUCCGCUUGUCGUGGAGGCUGCUAGGGAGACGGCGAGAGGGUGAGCGGGCGAGCAGGCGAGCAGGCGAGUGAGCUAGCGCAGGCAGGAGGGAGAGUCGCGCGGCGCAGAGGAGCGCCGGGUCCGGGCAGCGGAGACUCAAAGCCGCAGAGGGGCAGCCCGAGCCGGGCGCCGCGGGGUCCCCACCCCCACUCGGCCGGACGGUGCCCGGUGUUCCCCCGUGCGGGGGGCGGCGGCGGCGGCUGACGGGACCGGACAGGACCGCGGGGGUGUUGCCACCUCCACCGAGGAGCCGGCGCGGCCGCGGGCUCCUCAGAGCCGGGGCCCGGGGCCCGUGACAGACGGGCCGAGGAAGGGAGAGAGGCGGCGGCGGCGCAGGCGACGGGGAGGCAGCGGCGACACCAUGUCAUCCCCUAGUCCGGGAAAGAGGCGGAUGGACACGGACGUGGUCAAGCUCAUCGAGAGUAAGCAUGAGGUUACAAUCCUAGGAGGACUCAAUGAAUUUGUAGUGAAGUUUUAUGGACCACAAGGAACACCGUAUGAAGGUGGAGUAUGGAAAGUUAGAGUGGAUCUUCCUGAUAAAUACCCUUUCAAAUCUCCAUCUAUAGGAUUCAUGAAUAAAAUUUUCCAUCCCAACAUUGAUGAAGCGUCAGGAACUGUGUGUCUAGAUGUAAUUAAUCAAACUUGGACAGCUCUCUAUGAUCUUACCAAUAUAUUUGAGUCCUUCCUGCCCCAGUUGUUGGCCUAUCCCAACCCCAUAGAUCCUCUCAAUGGUGACGCUGCAGCCAUGUACCUCCAUCGACCAGAAGAAUACAAGCAGAAAAUUAAAGAGUACAUCCAGAAAUAUGCGACAGAGGAGGCACUGAAGGAGCAGGAAGAGGGCACCGGAGACAGUUCAUCGGAGAGUUCUAUGUCUGACUUUUCGGAAGAUGAGGCCCAGGAUAUGGAGUUGUAGUAGAAAAAGCACCUGCUUUUCAGAAAGACUAUUAUUUCCUAACCAUGAGAAGCAGACUAUAAUAUUCAUAUUUAAACAAAGCAAUUUUUUUUAUUACUAAACAAGGUUUUUAUGAAUAAUAGCAUUGAUAUAUAUAUAUUAUAUAUCACCCUUUAGAUCUUGAUUUCUUGGUCAUUUCUCAACCUGAGGUGCAUAGCAUAUUCCCACAUUCCAUUUUGGUAGCAAUAUGCGGUCCGAAUGCAUGCAUUCAUAAGUCCAUUUAGCCAAGUCAGCCUGUGUGCUACUGAACUGUCAAAAGAAACAGCCGCUCUGAUAGAUAGACAUGAGUAAAAAUAACAGGAAAAAGUUGCUUCUUCUAUUGAUGGUUCCAAAGAAACAAACCAAACCAACCAGCUCUUGGAUGUGAAGAUAGAAUAGUGCUUUUUCAAACUGGAAAGGAAAAAAUUGGGGAGGAAAAGGCCUGCUUGGGAGCAUUUAGAGCCAGCCAUGUCAGAAUCAGAGCUGCUUCUUCCUGUGCAUCCUAGGUGGCCCCAUUUCUGUGGAGUAACAGUAUAAAACAGGGAGCUAAUUGGAGUAUUGAAACUUAAAACAAUUUUUUUGACUUGGAUUUUAAGUACAUUUUUAUGUGUAGAUUCCUGCCCUUCUCGCUACCAGGCCCUGCAGCCACAAGUGUUUUGCUUUGGAGAACCUUUUGGAAAUGUUUUCUGAAUCUGAUUCUUUUUCUUGGGGGUAGAAUUUGUAAUCCAGACCUUUUCUGAGAGGACAGGACAGGAGGAGAAAAGUGACUGCGAAGAUGUUUCCUCUCAUCCAACACGUGCAGAGUCACAUCCUCAUCCUAUUGUUGGCCACUGUGAGACCACUACCCUGGACUCAGAGCUUUAUAUUUGAGAAUGGUUGUGGGGUUUGGGUUUUUUUUUUUCUUUUUGGUGUGUGUGCAUUGUGCUUAGGUUGCAGAUUUAAUCUUCACCUACCAAGAGAUGGCCUCCUCCUUGGACAGCCACUCAGUGGACCGUUAGAGUUGGGAAGAAGACCCUCUUGGUGGCUGUGACUCCUGGGUCCUCUCGUUCAGGUUUUGAUUCUGUUUUCCCUUCUGCUGCUGCUCUUGGCAGCAGCCGGGUCAUCGUCUGCUCGUGGGAGUGGGAAAUAGGUAUUUUAGACCCAACUCACAUUCUAAAUUUAAAAUGAGUAAUAAUUGGAACAAAUAAAGGUUCUUGUACCCAAAGUGACUCUACAUGGGAAAAGCAAACACAGCUUUUUUUUUUUUUUCAGAGUGAGACUGAAUAGGAGGAAAGGGUUCAGAAAUAUGAUGUAGAACAGGUUUUGAAGGAAGAGAAUUUUCUCUCCUGUAUAUGUUAAGAGGAAAUCAGUUUAAAUGCCUGCUAAUCAAAUGUUUACUCAGCUAACCAUAUGUCCAGGUUGCUGGCAGAGUUUCUUUCAGAUCUGAGUGUUGCCUGCUGAAUUUGGAGAACUUCAGACAGUAGUUGGGGGGGGGGGGUGGGUGGUGGUUGACACAACCAGUAGGACAAUAGCAAAAUUAGCCAAUCCUGAAAUCUUCUCGAGAUGAUUUUUGAAUGUCCUACUGGGAUAAUUUAAUCCUUCUCUCUGUGUGUUUUUAGUUUAUAAGUGCUAUAUUCCACAAGAUUUGAGUCAAUGAGAUUGAAGAUACCCUAUCUUUUUUAUUCAAAAAGCACAAUCAAUCUUUUCUUUGAAAAUCUAUAUAAAGUACAACUUGCUUUUAGCAUGAUUAUUUUCCUAAAUAAAAAACAAAGAAUUUACUUAUUUUAUGUUAAUUACGGGCAUGAAGCAAAAAGUUUUCUUUUUAAAAAAAAAAAAAAUUAAAAGUGCAGUUAUGUAGGGCUGUGGUUAGUUAACCGUACUGAGUUAUCUAUCUAGCAUUUGUGGCUUGUUGGAAGGGUAGUAUUAACUAUUUAACAUGUAAUGGAGUACUUUAACUCUUAUCUAGCACGUUGUCUUCUCAUUGCUUUGGGGGAGGGAGGGUCUCUGCUGGCACUGUCUAACUUGCUUACCUGCUGAAUUAGCAGUUUGCUUGUGCUAUAACCGUUAUUUGUAGGUGCGACUUAGGGUAGGCUUAAAGUGCUGGGUGGUGAUUUGAGUUCAAACAAUAAAAAACUGUAUUUUUUCAAUAUUGUAUAAACAAUAGUGUUCUAAUUACCUUUCAAAAAAAAUAAUGUCCAGAUAAUAAUUGCUUUUAAUCUUGUCAAAAAACAAAACAAAACAAAAAACUAGUAGAACCAAGUUUAGGGAAGGUAUGUGAGCAGUGCCACAGCUCUGUUCCCUGACUGAAUCCAUGUUUCUCUAACAAAAAGACAUCAGCUUGCCUGUGAUCGAGAACUCCAGCACUAGGAAUCUGGUGGUGCAGAAUUUCCAAAUGAAGAUUUGUUGGAGGUUGCAGGGGUUAAGAAGCAGAUCUGAGUAUGGCUACAGUGUGUAUGCACGUGUGUGUGCGCCCAUCCAAGUCUGUGUGAUAAAGGUGUAACUAGGCUUCUCUGCUAGCACUGGAAGCUCCUGGAAAUUGCUGCCCAGAUCACACUGUACCCUCUCAUUCUGUGCAAAUCUGUCCUUUUUGGGCACUAACCUUGAUCCCAUGCAUGUUUUUGGCUCUGUGUGGAGCUUUUCCUCUCCACUGGGAAAUUGACUUUUGAUAUGUUGAACAGAAUCCCUUCUUACACUAACUUUUUGUCCCUUCCCUGUGCCUGGGAGAGGUAGGAGUAGGAGAGGAAGCUGGAAGAGGGCCUGGCUGUGAUUCUGAGGACUCUGGGCCCCCAGUAAUAGAUGGUAGAGUGAGUCUGGAGCAGGGGGUGGUAUGACACCAAAAGCUUUUCCACGUUGUCCCAUCAUAACACUCAGAGAAGCAUUCAGAGCCCCUCAGAAAGGGUGCACAUUAUUGCUUUUAAAGGUGGUGGUGGUAGGUCAGAGCUGCUUCUGGCAGUUUCCCUUCCCUUCCCUUCCCUUCUCUUUAGUACCCAUCAUUUUUGAAAUCCUGCCUUGUGGUUUACCAGCGCAAGCCAUUCUUUGCCCCUGUUCAAAUGACUGAGCUCCAGCUCUCGCCAAACACCAGAAAGCAAGAUGGCUGCACCACAGCAGCAUGCAAUCCGCUACCCUCCAGCCGCCCCAGCACUGGGGCCUCGUGGGUUGCGUUUUAAGGUAGCCAACCUAGACACUGGCAUUUUUGCUCUUUUGUCUUCAAUCGCAUCGCGCUCCUUGAGGUUACUGUGCAGUUUCAACCAGCGUUUUAUACUAGUGAGAUAAUUAUCAGAAGUUGCCAUAUAUCUCUCCAGUACCUAACGUUUUUCUUCCACUCCAAAAGCUGUUCUAAUUGCCAACUGGCUGAUCUAAGCUCCAGAAGAGUGUCUCCCCUCGAAGGAAUUUUUUCCCUCACGAGGCUCCCUGAAGCCCUAGUUGGCCUUGGCCUGACAUUUGGUUUUUAUUAGGCCUCCUAUUGGGAUGGCUGAGAAUCAUGAAAGACAGAUCCUCUGCUAGUCCCCAUGGUGAAGUUGUUAGAUACCAACUUUCUGGGAACUAGUGUUUGACUUUAAAUGGCAUGUGACCCUUCUGUGUUCUAGGGACUCAAUUAGAAAAGUGAAAGCCAUUAACAAAAGUUAGAGUUUUAUUCAUCUCACCAACUUCCUGACUGGGUUCACAGCCUUGUUGACUGAAAUCAAAUCAUUUCUGAUUGGCCUCAAAGACCUGCAUUUCUUUGGACUUCUGAAUCCAUGUUCAUAUUUUCUCUGGCCACUGAACACCUUGGUGAUUCCAUUAGGGACUGAAUGGAGUGGAGGCCCCUUGGGGGGAAGGGAGAGUAAACCCUCAGGUAUGCAGUUUCUCCACUCACCUGAGGAAGGGCCAGGACUCUUAAUUCAGCAAAUAUUCAUCUUGGCCGUGGGCUUGGGAAGAAAUGGCCAUUAUUUACUGAUUGUAUUUGGUACAUAUUGUGUGAUACUUGAAGAGAUAAAAGGGACUUACCAGCCCUUAAUUGAAAUCUAAGCUUUUUAUCACUUAUUUUUUCCUUGCCCCCUCUCCUCCCUUCCACCUUUUUCCUUGCAUUGUGAUGAUCUAGUGGGCACUUCUGUCAACAGGACAAAUGCCUCCUCUGACUAUAACCUCUUAAUAGUUGUGUAUAAUGAAAACUGUAAACUUUUUUAAAUAAAAUGUGUAUAUACCUUGGCAAA
This is a messenger RNA of Eubalaena glacialis (North Atlantic right whale), 5190 nucleotides long. It is a transcript of the gene UBE2H, whose product is annotated as ubiquitin conjugating enzyme E2 H. NCBI's taxonomy places the organism in Eukaryota, Metazoa, Chordata, Mammalia, Artiodactyla, Balaenidae. The transcript is spliced from 7 exons. Gene Ontology annotation, cellular component: nucleus. Gene Ontology annotation, biological process: ubiquitin-dependent protein catabolic process; protein polyubiquitination. Gene Ontology annotation, molecular function: ubiquitin conjugating enzyme activity. The coding region runs from base 449 to 1000 and encodes 183 amino acids. The record is from RefSeq and is a predicted model, not a curated record.